This is a messenger RNA of Neofelis nebulosa (Clouded leopard), 1611 nucleotides long. It is a transcript of the gene F10, whose product is annotated as coagulation factor X. Gene Ontology annotation, biological process: proteolysis; blood coagulation. NCBI's taxonomy places the organism in Eukaryota, Metazoa, Chordata, Mammalia, Carnivora, Felidae. Gene Ontology annotation, molecular function: serine-type endopeptidase activity; calcium ion binding. The coding region runs from base 81 to 1505 and encodes 474 amino acids. Gene Ontology annotation, cellular component: extracellular region. The transcript is spliced from 8 exons. The record is from RefSeq and is a predicted model, not a curated record.
AGCCGCCCGGGGCCAGGGUGCGUGAACCUUGCCCUGGAGGCCUGUCACGGAGGGACAGACACGCCGUUCUUGGCCACACCAUGGCGGGCCCACGGUGCCUUGUCCUGCUCAGCGCCUCGCUGACCUGCCUCCUGCUCCUGGGGGACAGUGUGUUCCUUCCCCCGGAGCACGCCAGCAGCGUCCUGGGGAGGGUCCGCAGGGCCAACUCGUUUUGGGAAGAGAUGAAGAAAGGGAACCUGGAGAGAGAGUGUAUGGAGGAGACGUGCUCGUUUGAGGAGGCCCGCGAGGUCUUCGAGGACACCACCAAGACGACUGAAUUCUGGAAUAAAUACAAAGAUGGAGACCAGUGUGAAAGCAACCCUUGCCAGAACCAGGGCAAAUGCAUGGACAGCCUCGGGGGAUACACGUGCACCUGCUUGGAAGGAUACGAAGGCAAAAACUGUGAAUUGUCCAUGCGGAAAGCCUGCAGCCUGGACAACGGUGACUGUGACCAGUUCUGCAGUGAGGAGCAGGGCUCCGUGGUGUGCGCCUGCGCCAGCGGCUACGUCCUCGCGGAUGACGGCAAAUCCUGCGUCUCCACCGGGCCUUUCCCCUGCGGGAAACACACUCCGACGCGCAGGAGGAGGUCAGCCGAGACCGCCCAUGGCGGUGAGGGUCCCUCUGAAGCAGACGUGCAGGACCAGCACCCUGAAGACCUGCCUCCCACCGACAGCCCUCUGUACCUGCAGCCCUUCAACAAGACGGAGGCCAGCCCCGUGGAGGACUCAAGCAACCUGAUCCGGAUCGUGGGUGGGCAGAACUGCCCAGAUGGCGAGUGUCCCUGGCAGGCCCUGCUCAUCAACGAAGAGAAUGAGGGGUUUUGCGGCGGCACCAUCCUGAGCGAGUACCACAUCCUCACUGCAGCGCACUGUCUGCACCAGGCCAAGAGAUUCAAGGUGAGGGUAGGUGAACGGGACACGGGCAUCGAGGAGGGCAACGAGGUGGCACACGAGGUGGACGUGAUCAUCAAGCACAACAAGUUUGUCCGGGAGACCUAUGACUUCGACAUCGCUGUCAUCAGGCUGAGGACGCCCAUCACCUUCCGCAGGAAUGUGGCCCCCGCCUGUCUGCCCCAGAAGGACUGGGCCGAGUCCACACUCAUGGCGCAGAAGACGGGCAUCGUGAGCGGGUUCGGGAAGACUCACGAGAAGGGCCGGCCAUCUGCCAUCCUCAAGAUGCUGGAGGUGCCCUACGUGGACAGGAACACGUGCAAGCUGUCCAGCAGCUUCACCAUCACCCAGAACAUGUUCUGCGCCGGCUACGACACGAACCCCGAGGAUGCCUGUCAGGGGGACAGCGGGGGCCCCCACGUCACCCGGUUCAAGGACACCUACUUCGUCACUGGCAUCGUCAGCUGGGGAGAAGGAUGCGCGCGGAAAGGGAAGUACGGCAUCUACACCAAGGUCACCAACUUCCUCAAGUGGAUUGACAAGUCCAUGAGGGCCAGAGCCGGGGCCCAAGGCUGAGCGGGGUGGCCUUGCGCCCCACCCCCAGCUGCUGGUGUCUCGUUUGUGUGGCCCAAGGCCGAGCGGGGGGCCCUACGCCCCACCCCCAUUAAAGUCAUGCCAGCUG